This is a messenger RNA of Zymoseptoria tritici IPO323, 1629 nucleotides long. RefSeq lists its product as uncharacterized. The coding region runs from base 1 to 1629 and encodes 542 amino acids. Gene Ontology annotation, biological process: transmembrane transport. The record is from RefSeq and is a predicted model, not a curated record. The transcript has 9 exons. Gene Ontology annotation, molecular function: transmembrane transporter activity. NCBI's taxonomy places the organism in Eukaryota, Fungi, Ascomycota, Dothideomycetes, Mycosphaerellales, Mycosphaerellaceae. Gene Ontology annotation, cellular component: membrane.
AUGGCGCCGUGGCCACAGUUGGACUGUCGUCCGAGGCCAAAACCUCGCCGAGCAUUAACGGCGACCGCAUGUGAUGUGGCAUCUCUAACCGCAGUGCACUUCACCAUGGGUCUCUUUUCCUCCAACAGCGCCGAGAAGGUGGGCGGCACCACUGCCCAUGUCGAACAACACAGGGAUCACUCGCCCAACUCCGACCUCAAGACGACAUCUAGCGAUGACAACGAAAUGCAAACCGAGUUCUCGCCCGCCGAGCAGAAGAAGAUCCUCCGCCGAAUCGACAAACGUCUGAUUAUUACGGUCGGAGCCAUGUACAUGGUCUCGCUCAUGGACAGAACGAACUUGUCCAACGCUUCAAUCGCCGGUAUGCGACAAGAACUCGGCAUGAUCAAAUCGGCGGCCACUCCAAACGGUAACCCAAUGGCAUACUCCAUCGUUACUCUGGUCUUUUUCACUACCUAUGUCUUCUUUCAACCUCCCGCGACCGUCCUCACCAAGAAGAUUGGUCCACGAAACUUUCUGGCUACCAUCUGCUUCCUAUGGGGAUGCACUAUGAUCGCGAUGGGCUUUGUAAAGACGUGGCAGCAACUCGCAGCACUGAGGGUGAUUUUGGGCAUAUUUGAGGCAGGCUUCUUCCCUGGCUGCGUCUACUUGCUCAGCACUUGGUACUGCCGGUACGAGAUGGGACGACGCAAUGCGUUCUUCUACCUCAUUGGCAUGCUUGCCUCCGCGUUUUCUGGUAUUUUGGCAUUUGGACUAAUGCAGAUGGAUGGCCUUGGAGGCUACCAGGGCUGGAGCUGGAUUUUCAUCAUCGAAGGAAUCAUCACCGUCAUCAUCGCCAUUGUCGGAUACAUCUUCCUCGUGCCCUUCCCGGACGACAACCCCGAGAAAUGCUGGGGCUUCCUGAACGAGCGCGAAGUCGCGUUUGUCAUCGCCAGAGUCAACGCUGAUCGUGGCGAUGCACAAGCCGAGCCCUUCAACCUGGUCAAGUUCUUGAAGCCUGCCGCGGACCUGAAAAUCUGGGGCUUCGCAAUCAUGUUCGCAUGCAACACGACGCAAAGUUAUGCACUUGCCUUCUUCUUGCCUAUUAUUCUCGUUGUCGGCAUGGGCUUCGAAGUCGGUGCGGCUCAGUGCUUGGUAGCACCACCAUAUGCCUUCGCUGCUAUCGUUAUGCUUAUCACUGCAACCAUCGCGGACAAGUACAAGAUCAGAGGACCAUUGAUCAUCUUCAACGCCACUUGUGCGAUCAUCGGCCUGGCACUCAUGGGUUGGGUAGAAACGGUCGGAGUUCGCUACUUCGGCGUCUUCCUGGUCUGCUCGGGAGCCAACGCCAACAUCCCACAAGUCAUGUCAUACCAAGGGAACAACAUUCGCGGCCAGUGGAAGCGCGCAUUCUGCAGUGCUACGCUGGUCGGCUUUGGUGGAAUCGGUGGUAUUGCUGGAUCGCUUGUGUUCCGUACUCAGGAUGCCCCAGGAUACAUCCCAGGUCUCUGGGCAUGUAUUGUCGCUUCUCUGCUCAUGAUCACGACAUGCUGUUGUUUGAACACCUACUUCUACUUUGCCAACAAGAAGCAAGCACGGGGAGGAUUCGCAAUCGAAGGCGCCGACGACGGCUUCCGCUACACUUACUGA